Messenger RNA from Spinacia oleracea (spinach), 1861 nucleotides. RefSeq names its product cytochrome P450 714A1. The coding region runs from base 141 to 1748 and encodes 535 amino acids. Gene Ontology annotation, molecular function: iron ion binding; oxidoreductase activity, acting on paired donors, with incorporation or reduction of molecular oxygen; heme binding. The record is from RefSeq and is a predicted model, not a curated record. NCBI's taxonomy places the organism in Eukaryota, Viridiplantae, Streptophyta, Magnoliopsida, Caryophyllales, Amaranthaceae. The transcript has 5 exons.
GCAUAAGCAUCUUGCUUUUAGGAGACACAUCUUCUAUAUAUCAUGUGCAAAUUAACGUACACACAUCAACUCUUCUCUGUUCUCUCUCCUCUCCUCACUCCACUUACCCAUAAAAAGAAGUAGAAAAAAAACAGAGAAAAAUGAUGAAUAAUUUUGGUGUUUUUUCUGAUUUACAAAUAUUGAUUUUAGUUUCUAUUUUAUGGUGUGGGGUGAUAAGUAUAAUAUUUAAGUUUUGUAAGAAAAAUAUGUGGGUGAAGUCUGAAAUACAAAGGAGGAAGCUUAGAAGUUAUGGCAUCAAUGGACCUUCACCUUCUUAUUUCCUUGGAAAUGUUCCUGAGAUGCAGAGGAUUCAAUCUAUGGUCGCUAAGACUUCUUCCCAUGAUGAAAUUGUGGGUCAUGAUUAUACUUGUAUCCUCUUUCCUUACUUUGAACAGUGGAGGAAUCAAUACGGUCGAAUGUACACAUAUUCAACAGGAAAUAGGCAACACUUGUACGUAAAUGAUCCAGAAUUAGUGCGCGAGAUGAGCCAAAGCAUGACUUUACAUUUGGGUAAGCCAACUUACGUAACCAAAGCACUUGCUCCUAUGCUUGGCAAUGGAAUUUUGAGAUCAAAUGGUACUCUUUGGGCUCAACAAAGGAAAAUCAUUGCUGCCCAAUUCUUUAUGGACAAAGUUAAGUCAAUGAUGGGUUUGAUGAAAGAGUCAGCCCAAGAAAUGUUAGGAAAAUGGGAAGCUUGUAUUGAAGCCCAAGGUGGGUCAAUAGCAGAAGUUAGAGUUGAUGAAGAUUUAAGGGCUACUUCAGGUGACAUGAUCUCAAGGGCUUGCUUUGGCACCUCUUAUUCUAAAGGCAAGAUGGUUUUCUUAAAGCUAAGGACUCUCCAAAAACUCCUCUCCCAACAAAAUUUCCUCUUCAAAGUGCCCACAAUCAGGUUCUUAAACACCAAAGUUCAGAAGGAGGUGAAUUCCUUGGAAAAAGAAAUAGAGUCACUAAUUUGGGAGGCAGUUCAAGAGAGAGUUCAAGAAUGCUCUAAGAGAUGUUCCUCUGAGAAGGACCUUAUGCAAUGGAUUCUGGAAGGGGCAAUGGAUGACCCUGAUUUGGACAAGGGUUCAUCCAAGCAGUUGAUUGUUGACAACUGUAAGAACAUCUACUUUGCUGGCCACGAAUCAACGGCUGUGGCUGCUUCUUGGUGCUUGAUGUUGUUGGCAUUGCACCCUGAAUGGCAACAUAACAUUAGGGAUGAGGUUAAUCAAUUUUGUGGAGUUAAUAAUGAUGAUCGCCAUCUUCUUGUUCCUGAUGUUGAGACUCUUCUUAAGAUGAAAUCGGUGACAAUGGUGAUUCAAGAAACCCUAAGACUGUACCCACCAGCAGCCUUCAUAUCAAGGGAAGCACUAGAAGAGUUUCAAAUGGGAGAUAUUGUGGUUCCAAAAGGGGUGUGCAUAUGGACUUUGAUACCCACAUUGCAUAGAGACCAAGAAAUAUGGGGUCCUGAUGCCAAUGAGUUCAAGCCUCAAAGGUUUGCUAAUGGAGUUUCCAAUGCUUGCAAAGUACCCCAAGCAUAUCUUCCUUUUGGACUUGGCGCACGAUUAUGCUUAGGCAAAAACUUUGCCAUGGUGCAAUUGAAGCUCUUGCUUUGUAAUAUUGUCUAUAGGUUUAGCUUCACUUUGUCCCCUAAUUAUAGACAUUUGCCUGCUUAUAGAAUGAUUGUUGAGCCUAAGCAUGGUGUGCAUAUUCUUAUUAAGAGAAUAUGACAACUUUAUUAGCAACAAUAUGUUUUUCUCAAACUCUUGUUUUCUUAAGCUUUGGCUUCUCUGUAGGUACAAUUAUAAAUAAUAAAAUGGUUCACCCUUUUAAGGGACCUUUA